UAGCGAAGUUUAAAGUAAAGUAAAUAACACUUAAAUUAUGUCAGAUGUGUAUUCAGAGCGUACCCAACACUAAAUCUCUUAUAACUCUCGUGUUCAUUUAAACAACGUUCUUGAGAUAGCAGAGUCGUCAAUUAUUAGACACUAUACAUGUUGUCGUGGAAGAACAGAUCUAGAUCGUGAGACGCAUUUAGAUUGCUAUGUAAACCAGUAGAGUAAAUAGAAUUAUUAGCUUGGUGUGAAUAUGACAGGACUAUAAGUCUAAAUUUGCUAUAGAUGUUCACAAUAGAAUAAUGAUGUAUUUGAUUGUAACUGACACCCUGUUUCAUAGACUUUGAUGUCUUCAUUGUUUGUAGAUUUAUCUGGUUUGUGAAAUUCGGACGGACGUUUAGUAAUAAACAUUAUGUAGGCAAAGAUUAAUUUAAAAAAAAAUGAUAGCAUAGGCCUAUUUUUCUUCUAAUUGUUUUGUAGGCCAGGAAAUAUGGACGCACCUGAAGAUUUUAAUAGUAAUUUAUCAUCUACUUUUUACACUGUUUCAGUGUUUCAGUGCCGUAGACUUGGAAGACCCAUAACCUACAAAAUACAAAUGUACCAGUGGAAUGUAACGGAAAUAACUACCUAUGAUUUAUGACGGGCAAACAUGAACAGCUCCGUGAACAAGACAUUGGUUUUGAAACUAAUAAAAGUAUUUAGGCUACACAAUAAUAGGUGUGCGCCAAGGGAUCAAGCCUGAUUUCUAAUACAAUUUAAACUUGACAGCUUCAAAUGAGGAAACUUGAUUCAUAAUGGGCUGCUGUAACUCAAAGCCUGCAAUGGUCGCCCUAGAGGACUUAGACCUAGGGCCCUUGUACUUAGGGCCGAAGGCUCAGUACGAAUUUCUUAAUGUCGACGUGACGUUGUUAUAUCAAAAUUCUAUCAGCAACACACGUCUGCUCACGAGUGACGUAGAGGCCUACUACCCCCAGUUGUGUGAGCAGUAUAACAAAGGUUACAGAAUGUUAACAUUUUAUCACAUUCCUUGCCAGGGUCAACCCAGGGGAUUUUUCAAGCCUGGUGUCAUUACAACAUUUCAAGGCAUAUUUUGCCGGGGUCCCCAACAAGACAGCAAUCAGAGAUAUCAUCUGCGAGUGGAAAAGGCAAUCAUCAAAGUCAGUGUGGAAAGUUCUAGCCUUGGCUGUCGCUCGAUGAGAUCCUCCACCGUGUUUGAUACCAGCCAUAUUCAACAGAUGAUCGACAGCUAUGCCAGAGAUGGUGCCAGGCUGGUCUGUAUAGAGUUGACUGGUCAAGAGGAGCGUGUGACAUUGCAGGACAAUGAAUUUCCUUACAAAGGUGUUGAUGUUUUCUUUGAGUAUCCCAUUGACAGGGUCAUCGAAACCUACACCUACAAUACUGUCGUUGUUCCAAUAGUGGUCAUGUACAGUUUUGUGAAUUGCAUACCACACGCCGAUGUCAGCUGUGAUUGGCAGGGAAAUUUAGACAAACACUUGAAACAAGGAUUUCGUCUUGUGGAGAUUUUCAUGGACUCUUCAUAUACAUCAGAGGUUGACUGUUGCAGUAGCCGUACGUCAUACCACUCCAAAUGGUACUUUGAAAAGCCAACAUCAAAGAUGUAUGACUUGACACCUGUGUAUGAAGGAAAGGUUAUAAAGCAUUAUAUCAAGGUAACAGGGCCAACAUUGAGUGGAGUCAAGACCAAAACUGAAUGGGAGCCAGUCAUGGUGGCAAUGGGCAACAAUGGCUGGGAGUUGGCUUGUAUUCUAGAGACUGCAAAUGUGACUUUCACAAGUAUGUCCACAUUUUAUAUGCAAGUGCUCUUGUUUUUCCAGAGAAAAAUCUACAAAGCACAUUAAGUUCUAUAGAAAGUUUACAAUACUCGAAUUUACAAAGCACAUCAAGGUCUCUCGAAAGUUUACAUUGCUCGAAUUUACAAAGCUAAUCAAGGUCUCUAGAAAGUCCACAAUACUCAAGGGCACAGACGUGUAAAUCCGUAAAAUAUAAUUUCAAGACUGGCGUAACAGGCUAUGGAGAAGUCUCUUACAAGUUAUAUCUCAUUGUUGUUCUCGGAUUUACUGUUAUUUUAAAUUGCUUUUGUUUAGCGUAUCUGUUGCAUGUUCAGUAGGUUAUGGUCCAAUCUCUUUUGUGAACCGGUGUGUGUGUGUGUGUGGGGGGUAUAUGGAAGAAGGUAGCCAAGCGUUUUAUCAAACUCAAACACGCAUCCUAAAGUAGAGCUAGAUAAAAUUGUACCAAAAUAGAUCUAGAUAAAAGAGAUCUGCAUUAUAUUCGUUAAAAAAAAUAUUGUUCUAUGAACCAUAAUUUACAAAUUGAAAAACAAAACCUAAUAAAAUACUUAGGAAGCCACAAAGUUAAAGGCACGUUUCUUGUUCCAUAUGCUAGGACAAAUUCGUACAAGUGCUCCUUCUUCCCGGUUAAGCAUGGAAUGGGUUGUCUGAAUCAGCCAGGAAAACCAACUACUUAGCAGAGGGUUAAGUCACUGAUUAACAAGCAUGACUAGAUUGAAAUGUGUAAGACGUAACACUCUUCUCCCUUGAAGUCUGUAAUCUAUAGGAUAAGAAUAGAAAAAAAAAAGGAUACGGGCGAGUGGAGUCAAAGGGUAGGGGAUGGGGUCAUAAGGGGACAGGAGACUUGGUCACUACAUGGUCACAGAGUUGGCGCAAACAAAGGCUGAUACAUUAAACAAUACUUCCAAUAUUGUAUGCCUUGGCGUAUGUAUGAAAGAGAAUUUAUAUAAUCGUAUAGCUUCGCGCCUGUUGUCUAAUAAAUAUAUAUUUAUAAAUCACACUGACAAUUAAAAAGCUACUAUAGCAAGAUGAUAAUGCUUAACAAAACGUUAAAUGACUAGUCUAGUUUAAGUCUUGACUAUUACAUUUCGUAAUUCAUUUAGAUUCCCAUAAUUAUAACGAUGGCUUGAUUUGUUCUUUUAUUUAGGACGUUAUUACAUCUUAGUCCAAACCUCCCGUUAGCGUCGUCACCAGGGCCGGAUUUAAGAGUGGGUAAUAGAGGUUACAGCCCAGGGGACUCCACUCCUAAAAAUCUUUAAUUUAUAGUAUUUGUAUACAGCUUAUUUCUUUCAUCUCUUUAAAAAACAAUUGACUGCCAACCGAUAAUAAUUUUAAUUAAAAUAAAAAAGUAAAAACUCU
Molecule: messenger RNA, 3155 nt
Organism: Biomphalaria glabrata
Lineage: Eukaryota; Metazoa; Mollusca; Gastropoda; Planorbidae
Exons: 6
Coding region: 783-1847 (354 amino acids)
Source: RefSeq, a predicted model, not a curated record